This is a messenger RNA of Scleropages formosus (Asian bonytongue), 1949 nucleotides long. RefSeq names its product butyrophilin subfamily 1 member A1-like. Gene Ontology annotation, biological process: T cell receptor signaling pathway; regulation of cytokine production. The transcript has 12 exons. Gene Ontology annotation, cellular component: external side of plasma membrane. The record is from RefSeq and is a predicted model, not a curated record. Gene Ontology annotation, molecular function: signaling receptor binding. NCBI's taxonomy places the organism in Eukaryota, Metazoa, Chordata, Actinopteri, Osteoglossiformes, Osteoglossidae. The coding region runs from base 412 to 1923 and encodes 503 amino acids.
AAGAGCAGAAAAGGUCUCUGGAACACAACAGAACUUUGGUAAGAAGAGAAGAUCAAGCAUGCAGGACUGUGGACUCCAGUGGUAAAAGAGAUAUAAUUAUUUCUUGCAUUGAUGAAGUUGGAUGAGAAAAAGCAAACAGAACAGAUUGUCCUUGUGUCCUCAGCCUCAUCAUACUGUCCACCCUGUGAAAGGUCUCCAAGUGACUCACUAACAGACAUCCAGCUCUGCAAGGUGUGACUGAGUAAGAAACAGUGGAACAAGAAACAAGACCCAAGUAAAACCAUCUGGCAGCAUUCAGCACUAUCACACAGGUCCUCCUCCCCAUAGUGAGUUCAUGAUCUCCAGUGAAUGAUCAUUGCCUGGUGUUUCACUGUCACUCUGAGACACAUCCAGUUCUGCAGGUGACCUGGAAUGACAGGAUCAGUGAUGAACAUCAGUUGGUCUGAGUGUCUCCGUUUGAUCCUCUUUCUUCUCCAACUCACCACUGUCUCCACACUGGAGAGGUUCGAGGUUCUUGGUCCAGCUGAUCCUGUAGUUGCUGUAGCUGGUGAAGAUGUUGUUCUGCCCUGUUACCUCAAACCCAACAUCAGUGCUGUGGACCUGAGUAUCCAGUGGUUACAACUUGAUUCCAGCAAUAGACUUGUACAUCUUUACCAGGAUCAUGAGGACAGAAAUGAGAAUCAGAUCCCAUCCUACAGGGGAAGGACAUCACUGUUCCCUGAGGAACUGAGGAACGGAAACACUUCACUAAAGGUGAAAAAUGUGAAAGGAUCUGACAAUGGAGAGUAUAAAUGCUUGGUCCAGUCUGCAGAAUGGUAUGAUGAUUAUUCCAUUAAUGUUCAAAUUAAAGCUAUUGGAACCCAACCAGUGAUCUCCAAUGAGGGAUACAAAGAAGGAGGGAUCAGUCUGGUGUGUGAAUCUAAAGGCUGGUACCCUCAGCCUGAGGUGGUUUGGAUGGACAGUGAAGGACACAGUCUCCCUGCUGGACACACAGAGACACACACAGACAGUAUGGACCUCUUCACCGUGAGACGACGUGUUAUUGUACAGGAGACAGAGACCAACAGGUUCACCUGUCGAGUUCUACAGCAACAGUUAAAUGAAAUUAAAGAGACAAUGACUGAAAUCCCUGGUGAGAUGUUCCAUCGUGCCCAUCCCUGGAAGGUGACCUUUGCUGUGAUCUUCAGUCUGGCUGUUGUUUGUAUUAUUGGAUGCACAAUUUUGAUUCACCGUUUUGUAAAACUGCGGAGAAAGAGAGGUGUACUCAUGAAACAGGAUGGUGAGCUCAUGAUACAGGAUGAUGACUGUCUAAAUAGGCUUCUGAGUUGGUAUCACAGUUUUUAUGACGAUGAACCAAAGGCACAAAGAUACGCAGCUGAUGUGACUCUGGACCCUGAUACAGCACAUCCUCAACUCGUCCUGUCUGAUGACAGGAAACAAGUGAGAUAUGGAGACACAAGGCAGGAUCUCCCUGACAACCCAGAGAGGUUUACAUACUGGGAAAGUGUCCUGGGAAAAGAGGGUUUUUCUUCAGGGAGACAUUACUGGGAGGUGGAGGUUGGGGACAAGACUGACUGGACUUUAGGAGUGGUCAGGGAGUCCAUCAACAGGAAAGGAGAUUUUGAACUAAAUCCUAAUGAUGGUCUCUGGGCUCUCAGACUGGGGAGUGGGAAGUACUACUGGGCUCUCGCAGACCCCCCUGUGUCCCUCCACCUGAGUGUGAAGCCCCGGAAGGUGGGGGUGUUUGUGGACUAUGAGGAGGGUGAGGUCUCCUUUUACAGUGUGGAGGACAAGUCUCAUAUCUACACUUUCACUGGAUAUAAAUUCACUGAGAAACUCUAUCCAUACUUCAGCCCAGGCUUCUGGUACAGUCGUGACAAUUCAGCCCCACUGAUCAUAUCUCCUGUGAGUCACACAGACUGAAGAAACUGAUUUUAGCUUUCAAUGUC